ACACGGAAGUCUUUCCCACGUGAAGGAUGUUUGAAUUAUUUUGGUCCAUGGAUUCCGACAGAAAGCACAGAGUUUCACAUUAAGUUAAAGCUUAUUUAGAGCUCUAUGCAGUGUGCGCUGGAGUUUAGCUGUGUGACAGUUUGCUGACAUUAUGCCAACGACCACCAGGAAGAAGCAGAAGCAGGGGAGGGACACAGCGGUGCAGGGAACCAACGACAGCAGCGUGGUGAGCAAGGUGUCUGCUGCAGCGCAGGGCUACUUCCACGACAACUUCCUCCAGCACUUUGUGUGCAAAGUGGCCCGGAGAGCCCCGCUCAUCAACAGGGGCUACUAUGUGCGCUGGAGAGCUGUGGACCACUGUGUGAGGAGGUUUUUACAGGUUACUGAAAACUGCCCCAAGAGACAGAUCUUGUCUUUGGGCGCAGGUUUCGACUCUUUGUAUUUUCGCCUACAUGCAGAUGAAGCUCUUUUCAGGGCUGUUGUGUUUGAGGUGGAUUUCCCAGACGUCACCCGGCGUAAGACUGCCCUGAUCGAUUCAGAUAUGACACUGAGGCGGAUGUUAGACUCAGAUUUACCUCCUCCUACAGGACCUGUGUAUGUGUGUAGUGGUCAGUACCGUCUGUUAGGGUUGGAUAUUAGAGAGGAGUCCCAGGUGGUAGAAGCUCUGGAUGCAGCUGGGUUGGACUGGGCUGCCCCGACUCUAAUUCUGUCUGAAGUGGUGCUCACCUACAUGGAAACACAAAGGUCUGAUGUUGUCAUCAGUUGGGCAGCAAAGCUCCUGCCUCAGUCGCUCUUUGUGAUGUAUGAGCAGAUCCAUCCACACGAUCCCUUUGGUCGGAUCAUGCAAGAUCAUUUCCUGAAACUAAAUUCAACCCUGCACGCCCUCCGACAGUACCCAGACACAGCUGCACAGAGACGCAGGUUCCUGGACAAGGGCUGGGAGCAGUGUGUGUGUCUGGAUAUGAAUGACUUCUACCUGGGGCUGGUCCCUGAGGGUGAGAGGUGCAGGGUGGAGAUCCUGGAGCCUUUUGAUGAAUAUGAGGAGUGGCACCAAAAAUGUUCCCACUACUUCAUCCUCACUGCAUGUCGGGGCUCUUUAAUGGCUCAGGCUGUACUCACACAUCCUCCAGUAUCGCCUGUGCCAUCCAUAAGCCCAUCUCGGAGCCCUGUAGCUCUGAGUGUUAAGACCGUCCCAGUUUGUCUGGAGGGGCUGGGGAUGGCUUCCACUUCGGUGAGCUCAGGACAGGUCCUGCUAACAGGAGGCUCCAGCAGAGGAGGCAGGGGGGCAGUAACGAGAGUCCUCCUCAGAGGCCGGGAAGGCUGGAGAUCUGUCAGUGUGGAACCAUCGGUGGAUUUGGGUGUCCGACUCUACCACACCGUUACACCUCUUCCUGGAGGAGGUAUUGUGGUGUACGGAGGUCGCUCCUCUCCUCUCAACCCAAUCAGAAGCCUUUUCAAAGUAACUCUGGAACCCUGUGGUCCACCUGGUCCUCUGGACUCACAGGACCAAGAUGCAGUGAGACUUUCUGUAGAGCAGAUGGUCUGUACGGGUCAUCCACCGCCGCCAAGAUGGAGGCACACUGCUGCCAUCAUCAGUCAUAAAGGCAAAGACUUUCUGUUUGUGUUUGGUGGAAAGAAUGAGUCAGAGGCAGUUCUGGGUGACGGCCACUUCCUGUGUCUUGACCAGCAGCACUGGACUGAGAUCCCAGCAGAGGGCGCAGCACCACAGGGCCGCCAUUCCCACUCAGCAUGUUCAUAUCAGGGAGGUGUGGUGGUGUUUGGAGGACUGGACAGACGGGGAGUGCCACUGGGGGACACAGUGGUGUUAAGGCCCACUGACCGAGGCUUCUCCUGGGAAAGAAUAGAGGUGCAGCCCCCCCCUGUUCCCAGAUACUCUCAUUGUGCCCAUGUGAUUGGUGAGAGGCUGGUUGUAGUGGGUGGAGUCUGGCUGCAUUCAGAUGGUGUACCGGGUGUUGUGGUGAUCGACCUCAGCACACAGAGCAGUGUGGAGUUCAGUCUGGACACGGCCUCUGUGCCCUGGCCUGUGAUGCUCCACUCUUUCUGCUCUGAGCUGACAGACUCUGAGGAACCCGAGCUGCUCCUGAUAGGCGGGGGAGGGAACUGUUUCUCCUUCGGGACUCAUUUCAACCCUCAGCCUGUCACCGUGGAGCUCAGACCUGCGCUGGGAUGAGAUAUUUCUACGCUCAGAAAUCCAUCGUCUCUGGAAUUACUAUUGAGCCCUGAAGUGUGGGUGUCUAGGUUUGCAAGGACACAUAAUGUUCAAAGACAUUAAAAAAAAACUCUUAAGAAAUGUCUUCAGUCUUCUUGCUGGACAGGUUUUUUAUUUGUGAGACCUCAGAAAAUUAAAGUCCAAUAGUGACUCAAAGUGCCCUGACACAGAUCAUAGCAAGUCUUUUAAUGUUUUGGAUGGAGGUUAAAUCAUUCGGUGAAGCGCCUGAAGGACUGGACUGUAGGACUGGCAGCACCCCAGUCGCCAGGCUUGCGGUAUUCCCCCUUCUCCAGGAAGUACUGGCGUCCACGGUAGUUGGGGUGCUCAUAGAAAACCCACCAGCCGUCGAAGACCUUGCAGGAGUUGACUUCCCUCCAGCGGAACUUCUCCAGAAGGGAGGGGCAGUCCUCUGUGGCCUCGUAGGCCUGGCCCCCGAAGUCUGCCUUCUCAUAGAGCUGCAUCUUGUACUGGGUCCCACUGGUCUGGAAGGUGACGGGACAAAGAGAGGGAGACAGUGGGAGUUUCGGAGCAGGUAGUGGGGGGUUAACAUAGAAGAUAGGUGGAGGUGGUAGUUAGUGCAGGGGGUUGGGAAAGAAAGGGAAUGGAAUGUGGGGCGAGAGAAAAGGGGAAGGGGGGAUAUAUAGGGAGAUGAGAUUUGGAUCUUACAGAAGGAAAAAUGUCUGUAGGGCAACACUAUUUUAAUAAUAACUCGAGCACCGUGGUGAAGUGGCCUUUGUACAGACUGUUCACUCGGACGCCGCCCCUCACUGUUCGCUCUGUUUUUGCUUUUAUAAACAGUACAACACUACAACAUGCUCGUACUAACCACAUUGAUUUUUGUAUGAAAGUGGUGUCCCCGAAUCUGCCUGCAGGCUGUGGGUCCAUUGGACCAAAGCCUGAUCAUACCAAUACGCUGACCCAGGUAUUGGCCUCCAUUGACAAAGCCCUGCAGUCACUGGUAGCAUCAACACUAUAGCAUGACCUCUUUGACAUGCCCCUCCGUUGGUUUCUCACGCUAACCCUCAGUUCAUGAACCUCCAGCUCAUCACUCACAGUCACAGCUGAGGAAGAAUCCUGGUAGAGUUUAGUUUGCAUGUAAUGUUCAGCGCUUUCAACAAGAGAAGUU
This is a messenger RNA of Toxotes jaculatrix (banded archerfish), 3356 nucleotides long. It is a transcript of the gene lcmt2, whose product is annotated as leucine carboxyl methyltransferase 2. NCBI's taxonomy places the organism in Eukaryota, Metazoa, Chordata, Actinopteri, Toxotidae. The record is from RefSeq and is a predicted model, not a curated record. Gene Ontology annotation, molecular function: tRNA methyltransferase activity; protein binding. Gene Ontology annotation, biological process: wybutosine biosynthetic process; tRNA methylation. The transcript has 14 exons. Bases 152 to 2191 code for a protein of 679 amino acids.